UCUUAUUAUUUUAUGUGUUAUAAUAUUAAAAAUUAAUAUUUUGUAUGGAAGAGCGUAAAGGGAGGCAAUGAUGUCAAACCGGAAAUGAUAAAGUUAAGACCCCACAGACUUCUAUGAAUUCUGUAAAUACACGUUCAUGAUUCUAUAGGAUGUGACAGAACCAAGAUUUGUGCACAGAAGGAUUAAAUGUGGAGAAAGUUGAAAAUAAAAUGUCUUAUGGAAGUAUAAUGAAACGUUUGCAAAGACUAGAAUUUCCAGACUGCACCAGAGAAGCUCUAGAGUUUAUCACGGAAACAUUUUCCUCACAAGAAGGAGCAGCAAUACCAGGUCUUGGGGGAGAUAAAGAACCAAUUUUAGCAGAAGUAUGCCAGGCCUUUGUCCUGUUUGGAUCUAAACGAAGCACAAAGAAACUAAGUGCUCUCCAAGAGCUUCAGCUACUGCAGCUCCUGUGUGAACAUUUCAGGACAGCUUUGGAAAAGACCAAGUAUCAGAUCUUCAACUUAAUGUUUGGUGCUAGAGGUGAUGAACAAGCCAACACACUGCUUACCAAAUUGGUUUCUAUGGCACUCUCAGUCAGCUGUACAUCAGUACUGGACUGUGCAGCAAUCUGGAUGCAGGAUCGGAACAGCCAUAGUUCAGACUCUCUCCAGUUGACUAAACAGUUGGUUGAAGACUACUGCCUACUUUUUCCAGAUCCAUCGAAUAUGUUUCAGAAGUUGCCAUCCAUCUCUCCAUUAUUUGUCUGUAACUUUACCACAUCUGUUACGUCUGUUUUCCCUUUUCAUGAUGUCGAGUCAAUCCCACCAGCAAGUUUAUUGGAACAUGUGACAACAUGGAUUACUUCAGAUUGCACUUUGUGUUGCGAGUCUGUCCGUCAGGUUGCUAUUCAUGGCACCUGUUCAUCACCUGUACCAGGCCUACUUGGCUGGUGUGUUCUUGGACCCAUCAUCUGUUCACACCUGAUGAAACCAGGUUCUUCAGCAGCUUCAGCUUCCAACAAACCCCACAGCCAAAUGUAUAAACCAUCAGUAACAAAAACUAUGACAACAUUAUCAAAAUUGCAUCUUGGUUUGCUCCAGAGCUUGGACUUCUGUCAGUCGAGCUCGUUAUCACAUUGCCUUCUCAGUGUGACAGAUGCUAUGUGUCUAGUAAAACAGCUUUCAACGCUCUUAGACAGGGUGAGGGAAAGUCAGAGUGACUCUGGUGUAAAGGUUGAAGAAGAUGAAGUAACUCAUAUAACUUUGGAGAGGUUGGCACAAGUGCUGCAGGUAGCAAAGAUGGCUGGGUGCCUAAGGGCACAGCUAGGUCAGCUUCCAGAACUAGGAAAGGUAGUCAAAAAGCACUUGCCUCACAACAGGCUUCUAAGCAUGGUUAUAGCUCAGCAUUCUGAAAGAUCAUCUCGACACACACCUAUGGAUAUCAGCUAAUCUUACAGACUGUAAAUUAAACUGAAAUGCUGCUAAGA
This is a messenger RNA of Pomacea canaliculata, 1465 nucleotides long. RefSeq lists its product as uncharacterized. The transcript has 7 exons. The coding region runs from base 210 to 1427 and encodes 405 amino acids. The record is from RefSeq and is a predicted model, not a curated record. NCBI's taxonomy places the organism in Eukaryota, Metazoa, Mollusca, Gastropoda, Architaenioglossa, Ampullariidae.